Messenger RNA from Arctia plantaginis, 303 nucleotides. NCBI's taxonomy places the organism in Eukaryota, Metazoa, Arthropoda, Insecta, Lepidoptera, Erebidae. The record is from the annotation of a GenBank genome assembly.
AUGGACGAAAACGAGUUCUUCAGGGAAACAGUGCAGCAUUUAGCGCGAUGUUUGUCUAGUUUAAACCCGACACCAUGGGAGAAGGUGAAUACACUGUUCAUGCUGUGCCCUCAAGCCAGCAGUUCAUUUGUUGUAAAUCCACGCAGCCAAGAAGCGUCCAUAGCACUCGGACUAUACUUCUUGCAAAGUGGCUUUCAGCACCAAGAAAAACUACUGCCAUAUUUCCUGAAAGUACUAAAGUGUUUAACAAAUGCACAGUUUGAGGAGCCUCUCUCCAGAAUUAGAAAUGGUGACCGUAAGUAA